Messenger RNA from Naegleria fowleri, 1320 nucleotides. RefSeq lists its product as uncharacterized. Gene Ontology annotation, biological process: regulation of proteolysis; proteasome-mediated ubiquitin-dependent protein catabolic process. The coding region runs from base 1 to 1320 and encodes 439 amino acids. The transcript is spliced from 4 exons. The record is from RefSeq and is a predicted model, not a curated record. Gene Ontology annotation, molecular function: ubiquitin protein ligase binding. NCBI's taxonomy places the organism in Eukaryota, Heterolobosea, Eutetramitea, Acrasida, Naegleriidae. Gene Ontology annotation, cellular component: cytoplasm.
AUGAUCGCUUCCUCCUCGUUGCAACUCUCACAAGAAGAUGAAACCAUUCCAGUCCGACUCGAAGAACCAACCUCAGCUGCUGAAGACUAUCAACAAGGCUUGAAAGGAGAUGAACAAUGGGUGAGUGAGGUCCUUGAUUUCAGUAGUAGUUAUAGUGGAGCACUGGGUGGCUCCUAUGGACCUAUUAAUGUCAUUGGCCCAUGCUCGGUGUUUCCAGCAAUGCGGAGUAGUGGAACAUGUUGGUGUCCUCAAACAGCGAAUGGACCACAAUUUAUCACAGUUACUUUUGAAAAACCAGUCAUUGCCAAAGCCAUUCAUGUCUAUGAAAGCUCUCAUGCAGGAUCCAUUAUUAAAAUUAGUUGUAAGAAAUAUAAGGAAGGAGAAGAAAAUCAGAAAGCAUCCAAAGUAUCAAAACUUGUCACAACUGUGUCAAAUGUAAUUACCGGUGGUAGUGCUGUACCUCAUUUGAAUUACAACUCCAAUGAAUGGGUCACUUUAUUUGAACGAUCAGCUCCGGAAUACGUCCAUGGAAAGGCCGUUGAUUUCUGUCCACCUCUCAAGCACAGAAAUAUCAAAACUCGAAUUAUUAGAAUUGAUAUGCAACUCUCUGGUUGGAGUGAAAUUGACGCUAUCAAACUCGUUGGAAAACCAAAUUUUGAGGUUGUAGAAUCUAAAUUGACAGCACUAAGCGCCGUCUAUAAGAAAAUGUUCAAUGAUGCUUUAUUUACGGAUGUUACGCUAGUUCACACAAAAUCAGGAAAACAAAUCAAAGCGCACAAAUCUAUCUUGACAAGAAGAUCUGAAUUUUUCAAAGCCAUGGUUGAAUGUGAAAUGAUUGAAUCCAAAACUUCAAUGAUUGAAUUUGAUGAAGAUAUUUCGUUUGACAUUUUUGAAAGUGUGAUUGAAUAUAUUUACACCAAUCACAUAGAAUUGAAUAUGGACAACAUUUUCUACGUCUACGUAUUGGCUGACAAGUUAUUAAUUCAUUCCUUAUGUACCUAUUGUGGCCGAAAAUUUUCCACAUUCAUCAACGACGAAAAUGUAUUUAAAUUGAGUCAAAUAGCCAAACAAUUCCGUUCUUACAAAUUGAACGAGAUUGCCAUGGAAUGGAUUGUCGACUCAUAUACUGAACUUUUCCUUGUCAAAGAAUUUGCAGAGUUGGAUAAGGACGAUUUAUUAGUCAUUUGUCGACGUCUUGCAGAAAAACAUAGUAAGGACAGUGGUAGCAGUCAGACUAAUGUGCCUCAAGCGAAAGAGUCGUCAUUAAUGACUCCCAGCGAUAUUGGCUAUGAUUGUUCUUGGGACGGCUCCAAAAUUUAA